UCAGGCAGUGGGGUAGACAGCCCUGCCCCUCCCAGCCUCACCUGGCGCAGGUGAGCGGAGGCGGUGACGCGGAGCGGGCUGCGAGUAUGAAUAACCCUAUACCAUCCAAUCUGAAGUCAGAAGCUAAAAAGGCAGCAAAAAUAUUAAGAGAAUUUACAGAAAUAACUUCCAGAAAUGGACCUGAUAAGAUUAUACCUGCCCAUGUAAUAGCUAAAGCAAAAGGCCUUGCAGUUUUAUCUGUUAUCAAAGCUGGAUUCUUGGUAACUGCUCGAGGAGGCAGCGGGAUUGUAUUAGCUCGUCUUCCUAAUGGAAGCUGGUCUGCUCCUUCUGCAAUAGGGAUAGCUGGCCUCGGUGGUGGAUUUGAAAUUGGAAUUGAGGUGUCAGAUUUAGUAAUAAUACUGAAUCAUGAGCGAGCAGUUGAAGCUUUUGCAAAAGGAGGCAAUCUUACCCUUGGAGGAAAUUUUACAGUGGCAAUUGGACCUUUGGGGAGGAAUUUGGAAGGUGAUGUUGCCUUGCGAAGCUCUGCUGCUGUCUACACUUACUGCAAAUCACGAGGGUUAUUUGCAGGAGUAUCUUUGGAAGGUACCUGUUUAAUUGAAAGGAAAGAAACUAAUCGAAAGUUCUAUGGUCUGGAUAUUCGUGCUAGUGCUAUUUUAUUCGGUGAUCUACCUCCUCCUGCUCAUGCCGAAGACCUUUAUAAAAUUCUGAAUUCUUUCACUGAAAAGUAUGAAAUUGAAGAGCAGAAGCACCCUUCAAGGAAAGGACCAAGGGAACCAAAGAAGGCUAACGACCCACCUGUUAAACCAUCAUCGAGGCCACAAUCACAUAGGCCAUCUCUGAACACUGCGUCAACAGCAGUAAAAAAUCCACAGACACUUUACCCCGAACUUCCCAGUUACGCUGCUGUGGGGAACUCUUGCAGUAAUCCUAUAGAAGUAACAGCCCUUUAUUCAUUUGAAGGACAACAACCAGGCGACUUGAAAUUCAAAGCUGGAGACAAAAUCCUCGUCAUAACUAAAACAGAUUCACAGUUUGACUGGUGGGAAGGAACUAUAGAAGGACAAACUGGCAUCUUCCCAGCCAAUUAUGUUACCUUAAACCACAACUAAACUAUAGUCAAUGGCCUUUUUUUCCUCUGAAUUCCUUUUCUUAAAUGUACACUGGAUAGUGGAGACCUGGUUUUCAAUGAAUUUGUAUUUUUUUAAACAAAUUUUCCUAUAACAUUUUUGUUCUGUUUCUAAUUUCAGGAACCCUUGAUAGAAUUGAUUUUUAAAUGGGAAAGGUUACAACUAUAAAUUCAAACUAGACAUAUUAGAAAAAUAUUUUGAUUUUGAUAAGUAUUUUAUUUUUAUCAAACGUUUUGUUUCUGUAAUCAGUGAUAAAUAUUCUAUAAAUUCUAUCAAUUAAUUGUAAUUUACUAGGUUCUCAGGAAAUGCUCAGGCAUUUAUUUCAGGGAAACUUGUUUAAUUAUAUGAUGGAAAAAUACUCCCUUUGUGUCCUCUAAUACAUUCAUUUCCAGUUGUACUGGUUAACUGUAUAAUCAUUUUUACAAUGUUUUUAUCAGUUGGUUGUUUAGUUAUAGUAGAGAGAAUUCUAGUGUUUUCUAAACAAGGUCUUAUAGAGCCCUCCUCAUCAUAAUGUCUGAGCACUUUCCAGUUUUUUAUUAAAAGAUGCUACCAGUG
Molecule: messenger RNA, 1682 nt
Organism: Gavialis gangeticus (Gharial)
Lineage: Eukaryota; Metazoa; Chordata; Crocodylia; Gavialidae
Gene: SH3YL1
Product: SH3 and SYLF domain containing 1
Exons: 10
Coding region: 87-1109 (340 amino acids)
Cellular component (GO): ruffle membrane
Molecular function (GO): phosphatidylinositol binding; protein binding
Source: RefSeq, a predicted model, not a curated record